Messenger RNA from Chrysoperla carnea, 619 nucleotides. RefSeq names its product endothelial differentiation-related factor 1 homolog. The record is from RefSeq and is a predicted model, not a curated record. NCBI's taxonomy places the organism in Eukaryota, Metazoa, Arthropoda, Insecta, Neuroptera, Chrysopidae. The transcript is spliced from 4 exons. Gene Ontology annotation, molecular function: DNA binding. Bases 122 to 523 code for a protein of 133 amino acids. Gene Ontology annotation, cellular component: nucleus.
CAUAUUAUUGUUAAACAUUGCGUAAAAGUAAUAUAAUAAGCCAUUGACAUUUCUAGAACAUAAACCAGUCACAUUUUUUUAGUUUUCUUCAAAAAAUAAUAGAUACAGUAAAUUAAUUACAAUGUCUGAGUGGGAUACAGUUACAGUUUUACGUAAAAAAGCUCCAAAAGCUUCACAAAUGAAAAGUGAGGCUGCAGUUAAUGCUGCACGUCGACAAGGAAUUGCCGUUGAAACACAACAAAAAUGGGGAGCUGGAAGUAAUAAACAACAUGUUACAACAAAAAAUACAGCUAAAUUGGAUCGGGAAACAGAAGAAUUAAAACAUGAGUCAGUACCUUUAAGUAUGGGUAAACUGAUUCAACAGGGACGUCAAGCUAAAGGAAUGAGUCAAAAAGAUCUGGCAACCAAAAUAAAUGAAAAACCUCAAGUUGUAAAUGAUUACGAAGCUGGCCGCGGAAUACCAAACAAUUUGGUGAUUGGUAAAAUUGAAAAAGUAUUGGGUAUCAAAUUGCGAGGUUCUUAGAAGGCAUGGUUAUGUGGUUGUUAGGUGUUCCUUUCACAAGUUCUAUAUCAAUGAUUAAUAUGUUUUUUAGGAAUAAUAAAUAUUCUUUAUUUUGUA